CUUGGCCCUUACACCGAUAUCUUCUAUGGGCCAGAGACAGCCUUUAUCCAUCCAUCAUUCUACAAUGCUAAACCCUAAAAUCAAUAGAAUAUUCCGUUUCCUCUCUACAGUGAAUCUGCAGAUUUCUUCCUUUGAGGUUAGUAUCAAACUUUAGGAUUAGCGAUCUUCAUCUUUUAAACUCAGCUGACGAAAAUGGCAACUCAAUUGAGCAAAAAGCGAAAGUUUGUAGCUGAUGGUGUGUUCUUUGCUGAGCUGAAUGAGGUCCUCACCAGGGAACUUGCAGAGGAUGGUUACUCUGGUGUUGAAGUUAGGGUUACACCUAUGCGUACUGAGAUCAUCAUCAGGGCCACCCGUACCCAAAACGUUCUUGGUGAGAAGGGAAGGAGAAUAAGAGAGCUGACAUCACUUGUUCAGAAGCGAUUUAAGUUCCCUGAAAACAGUGUGGAACUUUAUGCCGAAAGGGUUAACAACCGAGGUCUCUGUGCCAUUGCUCAGGCUGAGUCUCUGCGUUACAAGCUUCUCGGAGGCCUUGCUGUUCGCAGGGCUUGCUAUGGUGUGCUAAGGUUUGUUAUGGAGAAUGGAGCAAAAGGAUGCGAGGUUAUUGUUAGCGGAAAGCUUAGGGCUCAACGUGCAAAAUCUAUGAAGUUCAAGGAUGGAUACAUGGUGUCCUCUGGUCAACCAGUCAAGGAGUACAUCGACUCUGCCGUCAGGCAUGUGCUUCUUAGACAGGGUGUUCUUGGUAUAAAGGUUAAGAUCAUGCUUGACUGGGACCCAACUGGAAAGCUUGGCCCUAAGACACCGUUGCCUGAUAAUGUUGUUAUCCAUAUGCCCAAGGAUGAAGUUGUCGCUCUCCCACCUAAAGAAGUUGAGGAAUAUAGACCGCCUCUCGUGAUGGGAGAUGAGCCUUUGCCAAUGGCCAUGCCAGUAACCGUCUAAAUCCCGCGUGGAAACAAGACUUGGAAUCCCAAAACACUUGAGUUUUGGAAGAUUAAUUUUGAAUGUGGUGUUUUUUUGUUGACUUUGUUUUUUGAACGUGCAAGGUCUAGAGAUUUUUUUAAAUGACUUUAGAUUGCAUUUAACUUGAGCAUGUUAUAACAGCCAUUUCUCUUCCUACA
This is a messenger RNA of Helianthus annuus (common sunflower), 1115 nucleotides long. RefSeq names its product 40S ribosomal protein S3-1. Gene Ontology annotation, cellular component: nucleus; cytosolic small ribosomal subunit. NCBI's taxonomy places the organism in Eukaryota, Viridiplantae, Streptophyta, Magnoliopsida, Asterales, Asteraceae. Bases 193 to 936 code for a protein of 247 amino acids. Gene Ontology annotation, molecular function: RNA binding; structural constituent of ribosome. The transcript is spliced from 7 exons. The record is from RefSeq and is a predicted model, not a curated record. Gene Ontology annotation, biological process: translation.